AUGUCUGAACAAACUAUUGAAGAUCAACAGUCUUACGCCGAUCUCGAAGCAGUUAAAAUUCCAUUUGAUGUUGCACAAUGUGAUGGUGAUUUACUCUAUACAUAUCUACCAAAUUGGUUAAAUAAUUUAACUGAUGAACAAAUACAAACUCCACCAAUGCCAGUUAAUACAUUUCAACAUUAUAUUCAUGAAUCGCAUCUUGAAGCAACCAUGGCAAAUAGUAUACGUAAAAUGGCUUUAAAUGAAGAUCGUUUAUUUAAAAUUGAUGAUUUUGAAUUUGGUCGACCACUUGGUAAAGGUGCAUUUGGAAUAGUUUAUUUAGCACGAUUGAAAAAAACGAAAUUUAUUUGUGCAUUAAAAAUGCUUCAUAAAAGUAAAAUCAAUGAGUAUUCAAUGGCUGAACAGGUUAAAAUUGAAACUGAAUCGGGUUAUAAAUUAAAUCAUCCGCUUAUAUUAACAAUGUACGAUGUAUUUCAUGAUGAAAAACGAUUUUAUUUCAUACUUGAAUAUGCUCCACAUGGACAACUUUAUCGAUUUUUACAAAAAUUACGUCGUUUUACUGAUCGUUUAGCUGCUAGUUAUAUCUAUCAAAUAUGUCAUGCAUUAGAAUAUUGUCAUAGUAAAAGUAUUAUUCAUCGAGAUUUAAAACCUGAAAAUAUUCUUGUUGAUUGUUGUGGAAAUUUGAAAUUAGCAGAUUUUGGUUGGUCAACAAAAAUUCGUCAUGCUGAUACAAUGAAUACAACAGCAUGUGGAACAUUAGAUUAUUUAGCACCAGAAAUUGUUGGUCAUAAACAAUAUCAAUAUCAAGUUGAUAAUUGGUGUGUUGGUGUUCUUGCUUAUGAACUUUUAUCUGGUCAUGCACCAUUUGAAGGUACUGAUGAUGAAACAAAAGUGAAAAUUGCAAAUAUUAAUUAUUCGUUUCCGGAUUAUUUUUCUCAACCUGCAAGAAAAUUUAUUGAUAAUCUUUUACAAAAGGAUCCAAAAAAACGUAUGCCACUUGUAAAUUGUAUUGCUCAUGAUUGGUUACAAAAAAAUGCUUAUAAAUAUUUGUUUGGUCCAUAUAAAUGUCCGAUUUUUGUAAAUAUGGAUGACUAA
This is a messenger RNA of Adineta steineri, 1095 nucleotides long. The record is from the annotation of a GenBank genome assembly. Lineage: Eukaryota; Metazoa; Rotifera; Eurotatoria; Adinetida; Adinetidae.